Messenger RNA from Biomphalaria glabrata, 5005 nucleotides. RefSeq names its product serine/threonine-protein phosphatase 6 regulatory ankyrin repeat subunit B-like. The transcript has 5 exons. NCBI's taxonomy places the organism in Eukaryota, Metazoa, Mollusca, Gastropoda, Planorbidae. The record is from RefSeq and is a predicted model, not a curated record. Bases 131 to 3292 code for a protein of 1053 amino acids. Gene Ontology annotation, molecular function: protein binding.
AUAGCGGGAAACAUACCAAGUAUUUAUAUAGCUUAGACUACUUUCAGCUAGAUCUACUGUCAACAUACUUCAGCUUGCAUAAUCAAAACAAUUAUUUGAUUCACAAUUUGAGGUUGACGUUGACCAAGAAAUGGACUUUUUUCAACAAGAGUUCACUAAGGCGAUGGAAGCGUUCCAAUCUCAAAAGAUCCAGAUUCAAGUCCAACAACCUGACAUACUGCAGUCACUUGGCAUAUCCAAAGACUGUUAUGAAAAUUUGAGGAAGCUGCUCGCAUCGUCGAAGUUCAAAGACAAGCUUGAGAAAACGGAAACAAAAGACUUGAAAAAAUACAUUUCAGAUUUUAAUAAGCUCGAAGCCAAUUUUAACGUGACCUAUUUAAUGAUCUGCGCCAUGUUUGGAUAUGACGAGAAAGGGUUAGAGCUUAUACAAAACGGGGCAGACGUGAACCAAGUAAACAACGAAGGCCUCACAGCGCUGAUGUUCGCGUCGAUUUUCCAGAAUGAUGAUUUCGUCAAAAUGUUGCUAGAGAAUAAAGCCGAUAUCUACCUGAAGGACAGGCGCCACAUGAACGCCCUCAUGUGGAGUGUCUUACAAGGAUAUGAAGAUAUUGUAGAAAUACUGUUAGAACACAACGCCGAUGUCCAUUGUAAAACUCCCAACGGUCUAGACGCUCUUCACAUUGCUGUCGAGAAAGGAUUCACUAAGAUAGUUGAGAUGCUUCUGGAGAAAAACAUUUGUGUUUCAAGCAAGUCAUUAGACGGUCGGACUCCUCUUAUGAGAAGUGUUGCCUUGCCUGAUUCCAACAUUGCCAAACUGCUCAUAAAUAAAAACGCCGACUUGCAUGAAACAACUUAUGAUGGCAAAACCGCAUUGCACAUAAGUGUCAUCUGCCAGAACUGCAAGGGUAUAAGCCUCUUAAUGAAACAUGGGGCCAAAAUGAACUGUAAAGAUGCUUUAGGUAUGACUCCGCUGAUGUUUGCAGCAAGUGUUGACAACGCACAGUUAAUGCAUACAUUAUUGGACUUCGGAGCCAAAGAAACCAUCGAUGACGUCAAUAAGUUUAAGCAGAAUGCUUUAUGUUGGGCUAUCUUAAGAAAUGUAAAGAAUAUUGCCCACCUACUGAUUGACGCCAAAUCGAAAACAAAUAUAUUUGACAUUAACGGCUAUUCACCUAUUCAAUAUGCAAGUAAAAAUAAAUGCCCAGAAAUAGUAGAAAAACUGUUGAAAGACAAAAGUGAAUCAUGGCACACCAGCGAUGAAUAUCUAGUAUGUCUACUUGCAGCUGUAGAGGAAAACGACAUUGAAACUACGAGAUGUUUACUCAACUUUCAGAACAAGAAACAUAUUUUAUCCGAGAUAUUUGAAACCAGUGGGAAAUGUGAUUCGACUUCUCUUUUUACUGCAGUAAUGAGUGGAAACAAAGAGUUGGUUAAACUGCUUUUAGAUGCUGGUGCGGAUGUCAACGCUGUAAAUAUUUUUUUGCAAUCUCCUUUAUUUUCAAGCGUAUUAGAGAAAAACUUGGACAUGACUAAACUUUUAGUUCAAACAUAUAAGGCCAAAGUGAAUUUAAAAGAUUAUCGAGGGGAUACGCCUCUGAUUUUAGCUGCAUCAACAAAGAACAAACCUAUGGUGGACUUUCUUCUAAAAAGACAUGCAUCUAGGCAUCUGACGAAUACUCAAGGUAUUUCUGCAAUGAUGGAAGCAGCAUCCUCAGGAUGCAGAGACAUCGUUGGAGCUCUUCAUUGCGAGGGUUAUAAUUUGGAGCUUUCGGAUAGUCAGGGAUGGACGCCAUUGAUGUUCGCGUCAUUUUCUGGAGAUCAUUCGACAGUUGAAUUUCUGUUAGAUGUCGGAGCAAAGAUCGAUGCUUCUUCUAACCUAUGUGCUACCUCAUUGAUCAUCGCUUGUGGACAAAGUCAAGAAAAAGCAGUCUCAGUAUUGCUCGACCGCGGUGCAUCUGUAAAUGCUAAAGAUCUAAAUUGCCAAACAGGGUUGAUAUAUGCUGCAAGGAAUGGCCACAAAGCCAUAUUAGAACUACUCCUGCGUAGUGGUGUAGAUGUAAACCAGGCCGACGUUUUCAAGAGAACAUCCUUGAUGCACGCAGUUCUAAAUGCAGACUUAGAAAGCUUGAAAGUAAUAAUCCAACACAAAGCAGAUUGCUGUUUGGGAGAUGUCAAUGGUAUCACACCUUUAAUGCAAGCUGCUUACAUGGGCUUUACAGAAUGUGUUCAAGAACUUUUGGAAUUAAAGGUGCCUGUGGAUGAGGCUAACUUAGCUGGCAAUACUGCCCUGCACUUCUGCUCAUCCUGGGGACACUUAGACGCAGUGGCGAUUCUUCUUCUUCACAAUGCCAAUCCUAACGUCACAAACUUAAAUGGUGACAGCCCAAUAAUGUUGGCUGCUGCCAAAGGGCAUGAUGAGAUUGUGGAAAGAUUUUUAAAUUGUGAUCUUUGUGAUGUCAACCAAUGUAAUACAAAAGAUGGAAGAACUUCCCUAAUGAUUGCUACACAUUUCAACCACUUAUCAACUGUUAUGCUUUUGACAAAAAGUAAAGUCCAUGUUAACGCUAAGAAUAAGUCAGGAAAUACUGCCCUGCAUCUCAGUGUCAUGAAAGGAUUCACAGACGUGGUCAAGCAUCUCUUAACUGUUCAAAAUAUAGACAUUCAUUCAGAAAAUUUUUCUGGAAUGACUCCAUUAUUUCUUUGCGUUGAGCACCAUCAGUAUGAAAUUCUUGAAUUGCUCCUCAAACCUGGCAACGAUGUCAAGAAAACGAAUCGUUUCGGACAGGACGUCAUAACAUUCAGCAUCAAACUGAAAUCUUUGGCAGCUUUACAAAUACUCCAACAGAGAUGUCAGAUAUCUCCUGCGGAAAAGAAUCGUUACCUUGAGGUCGCAAGAAGAAUGUCCUAUUUUGAAAUAGUAGACUUCCUUCAGCAAUGGAAACCAUCAGUGAACACGCAAGAGGCAGACAACAUAGCGCCCUUUACUUUGCAAGCAUCAAUAAAAAAAGAGCCUCUACCCGACAUCGCUUCCAUGACAGUCAACAAUGCACGAAGCUCCAAUGAUCAUGAUCUUUUAUCGACCUCAAUGGAACAGCAAAUGGAUGAUUCAGACAGAUGCUCAGUAAACAGUGACCAGAUACUGAACUUACCGAUUGAUGACUUCAAGGCGUCCCCUUUAUUUAACUUGAGCGGUGAUUGGCGCGGAGCAACCAUCAAUGCCAAUAUCUUCACUGACCGAACCAGAAACUGUAUCAUCGGAAAAGAAAAUACUUUAAGUGAUCAGCAGUCUUAAAAAAUGGAAUAUAAGAGCAACAACAAUCCUGUUAAAGUGCAUGUAUCCCAUGGUUUAUCUUUCUUGAAAAGAUCACCGUUGAAAUAUUAACUAUGUGUCAAGUAAAGUAACGACAUUUCAGAAGCACACAGAUCUGAAAUGAGUUUUGUUUUAAUUCAUGUUUCAAUGUUGUUGUUUUUUAGAACUAAUAUAUUAUUUUCCUUAUUAACAUUCAACAAGAAACAUAUAUUCUUUUUGUUGAAAUAAAGCUCAUAUUUAAUGUCAUUAUAUUACAUAAUUUGGACCAGUCAUGUAAUUAAAUGUGUAAUAGAUCUAGACUAACAAUAAUACAUCUGUACAAUUAGACAUAUUUUACUAAUUGUUUUUUCUUUUGCGCAGUUUAUGCUUUUAGCUUUCUCAAUGCUCUAUAAUCAUAUCCCUUGUCUCAGAAAAGGAGGGGGGAGGAGAAAGAAUGAGGUAUUUGGGUGAAUUAUACCGUGAUCGCAUUUUAAAUGCAUUACAUUUUUUUUUUAAAGUUGUUCGACUUGAAUUUGAACUCGAGGGCUCAAGCCUCCUGAGGCCAAUAAACAAACCACUGUGCCAGUGAACUGCUUGUGAAAAUAGAAGGUUUUAUAAUUAUCGAUUGUUUGUUUCAAACUUUUAAAGCGACGACCUAAUUCUCUGAAUAAAGUAUAAAGGGGACUAAUUCAGCUGAUAACACCACAUUUGUCAAUUUCAUUUUCUUUCCUUGUUCUUUCCCCAGGUGCUUCUAGGACGCCCUCGCUCUUAUCUUGUGGGUUCCAGUUCAAUGCCUGCCUUCUCUUUCUCUUCCUCUACAGAUUCUUUGCAGGAGAUCACUGGCUGGAGAGUUACUGGCCGAAGGAUGCGAAGGGUUACAUUAAGGUACCUGUUAAUACAAGUUUUAGUUGUCCUCUAGGUCUGGGCUCAAUAGAGCAGAACGGCCUUAACACCAAAGAGACUAAUAUUAGUUUCUAAGGAAAUUUCUCUAGAGGUUCAGAUUUUCUUAAAUUGUAUGAAGGUAUGUAUGCAUGUAUUACUGUAUGUAUGUAUGCAUGUAUUACUGUAUGUAUGUAUGUAUUUAUUACUGUAUGUAUGUAUGCAUGUAUUACUGUAUGUAUGUAUGUAUGUAUUACUGUAUGUAUGUAUGCAUGUAUUACUGUAUGUAUGUAUGUAUGUAUUACUGUAUGUAUGUAUGCAUGUAUUACUGUAUGUAUGUAUGCAUGUAUUACUGUAUGUAUGUAUGUAUGUAUUACUGUAUGUAUGUAUAAAAAUCUGUUUGACCAAUCUUGAUAAAACAUGGCAUAAAUGUUCCUUAGAUCAUGGCGGAGACCGUAGUGUAUGUUUAAUGUCCCUCCCACAAACGAAAGCCCUAAAAAAAAAAAAAAAAACAACAACUAAAUUUAUCUAUAUUAAUUAAAGAACGAAAAUGUUUCACAAAUCUGGGAAAACCCGUUUUCACAGUAUUUUAUGUUUGAUAUGAAUAUAUAAUGGAAACCCAUUUUCACACUCUACUUUCAUUUUCGUGGCAAAGAAUUCAAAAAAUUGGAAGGGAGCAUUCUCCAUGUUUAAAUCCAAUUAACUAGAUCAGUAAUACCCAAACUAGGGCCCGCGGGUCACAUCCAGCUAGUCUAAUUUAAAUUUAAUGUAAAAAAAUAUUGAUGCUAAUUUAACAUAUGUUAUUAUGUCUGAUUAAAUUUUCUUUUUUUUUUUCAA